AUGCCGCUCCUCCACGCCAAAAAGCAGCUGUUUGCGAACCAGCUCCCCGUGACCUACGAGACCGCGGCGCAGCAAGGCCAGGCCGGCGCGCACAUCAAGCCGCCCACGCGCGCCGACAACCCGUUUCUCCAGUACUACACGGGCGCGGAGGUGGCGCUCGGCGGCGGCCCGGACCGGCGCAUGUCCGCCGCGGUCGACGGCCUGCUCUACAACCCGUACGCGGACGCGUACGACGCGUUCCCGGCGCAGGCCGCGGCCCACCCGGCGUACAUGGCCAGCAGCCUCCUUGCGCCCGGCGGCGCGCAGCAGGCGGCCCAGCGCCGGUCGUCCGUGGCGUUUGGCGCGGCGCUGUACCACGCCAGCCCGACGAGCACGCGGCACCUCCGCCCGCAGAUCAUGGCGCCGCCGAGCGGCGGCGCGUAUGUGGCGCCCGUGCUGCCCUCGUUCGGCGCGCCUGCCCGUGUGGCCGCCCCGCGCAUGGCCCGGGUCCAAAGCAAGGCCGACCUCCGGCCGCGGGUCCACAGCCAGCCGCGGUACCGGCGGCGGUCCGUGAGCGCGACGCACAUCUCGCCCGCCAACGCGCUCACCGUGUACCUCACCGAGACGUACUCGUUGUGCCAGCCGCAGCGGUUCCGCUACUCGAAGACAUCCAACCCGAAGCGCGUGUUGACCAAGCCCUCCGAGCCCAAGUACAACAACGGCAACGACAACGAGGACAGCGACUACAUCUUGUACGUCAACGACAUGCUUGGGCCGGAGGAGGGCCGCAAGUACGUGGUCUUGGACCUCUUGGGCUCCGGCACCUUCGGCCAGGUCGUCAAGUGCCAGAACUUGGCCAACCAGUCCGUGGUGGCCGUGAAGGUGGUGAAGUCCAAGGCCGCGUACCUCAACCAGUCGCUUUCCGAGGUCAAGAUCCUCGAGUAUCUCAACCAGAACAGCCGCUCGGGCAACUUCAUCCGGCUCUUGGACACCUUCAUGCACAAGGAGCAUCUCUGUCUUGUGUUCGAGCUUCUAGCCUCGAACCUCUACGAGCUCAUCAAGCAGAACCAGUUCCAGGGCCUCAACAUGAAGCUCGUCAAGUCCUUGACCACGCAGUUGUUGAGCUCGUGCCUGGAGCUCAAAUCCUUCCAGAUCAUCCAUUGCGACCUCAAGCCGGAGAACAUCCUCCUAUGCCAGCCGGACAAGCCCGAGAUCAAGGUCAUCGACUUCGGCAGUGCCUGCUUCACUCGCAAGACCAUCUACUCCUACAUCCAGUCCCGUUUCUACAGGUCCCCCGAGGUCAUUCUUGGACUCCCCUAUACGGAGUCAAUCGAUAUGUGGUCUCUUGGCUGCAUUGUGGGCGAGUUGUUCUUGGGCUUGCCUAUGUUCCCGGGCUCCUCCGAGUAUAACCAGAUCUACAAGAUUGUUGACAUGUUGGGCGCCCCGCCAAGACACAUGUUGGACCAUGGUCGCAAUCUGUUGCAGUUCUUUGACAAGAUCCCUUCCUCAGACCCCAAUGGCAAGCCGACAUACCGCCUAAAGACAUAUGACGAAUACGUGGACUACUUGAGCAAGCAAAAGGACAAGGGAAAGACAGAACAACCCAACAAGAACUACUUCGACCAGAAGUUGCUCAAACAAAUAAUAUUGGACUACAAGAUGCCCUCGAAGAAAAUGACGCAGAGCAUGAUUGACAAGGAAUAUGCCCAGCGCCACCUUCUCAUUGACUUCUUGACGAAGGUGUUGAACCCCGAUCCUUUGGAGCGUCUCACCCCACUGGAAGCGCUCAAGCAUCCCUUUGUCAACGACGCGGUUCCCACGCAAGAAAAGUCAUUCUCGUCUGCGAAUUCCACAGUCUCGCUGACGGCGCACACGCAGACAGACUUGACCAAUGAUACGAUCAUGAAAGUCUGA
Metschnikowia bicuspidata var. bicuspidata NRRL YB-4993 is the source of this 1893-nucleotide messenger RNA. RefSeq names its product serine/threonine protein kinase (gene YAK1). NCBI's taxonomy places the organism in Eukaryota, Fungi, Ascomycota, Pichiomycetes, Serinales, Metschnikowiaceae. Gene Ontology annotation, biological process: peptidyl-threonine phosphorylation; peptidyl-serine phosphorylation. The transcript has a single exon. The coding region runs from base 1 to 1893 and encodes 630 amino acids. Gene Ontology annotation, cellular component: nucleus; cytoplasm. Gene Ontology annotation, molecular function: protein tyrosine kinase activity; protein serine/threonine kinase activity; ATP binding. The record is from RefSeq and is a predicted model, not a curated record.